CGACUACCGACGUCGAUAGAGCGUCCCGACGCUCCGUAUUUUAUUCGAAAUCGUGAGUGCCAUUUCCCAACGAUUACCAAUUCAUCGAGGAUUGCAGCCAUCACAGAAGGAAAUGUGAUCAAAAAAUCCAUCGAUAAAAAAAGUUGUCCGAAAAGAGUUUAAAGUGAAAAAACUCCGUGAACUCGAAUAAUAGUGAAAAAAAAAGGCGAGUUCUGGGGAUUGAGUGCUAAACGAGACAUCGGAGCAGAGUUGAAUCAUGAGACGGCAAUCAUUUUGUCAGAGCCUCAGCAUCGGCAAUGAGCCCCAGAUUAUCGUGGAGGAGAGUGCACUCGGUGAGGAAGAGGCUGAUAGACGCAGGACCGAAUCACCACCUCGUUGUCUGGACCCGGACUCGCCCUCUCUCAAUCCUUAUUUACUCUCUCCGUUUCGAGAGGCACUACGUAAACACUCAUUGCCGACUCUCCAAUGCACGUCUGGUAUCACUGCUUCCCAGGUGAGACGAUUGAGCGAACGAGGAGGAGGGGCCUCUGGGCCAACACCACGUGAAGCCGAGUUCCUGGCGACUCUGUCACAAGCCCCAGCCCCCCAACCCGGAGGUAGAAGACACUCAGUUGUGACAAUUUCCAAAGUACCACCGACUCUAUUUGGUCGAGGUAGACGAGAAUCAAUAGCCGCUGUACCCAUGGGUGCAACGCGAAUCCUUCCAAGUCGACGAGACUCAGCCUCAGGUGUUAUCGGGCCCCCCAGCAACUCCGGGAGUUCCCACAAUCUAGAGUUAGAUAUUAUGGAUGAUAUUACCGAUAUCAAAGCGCGGAAGGUACGCCUAAAGAUGUGGAGGACGACCUCUCACGAGCGGAUGUGCGAGGUCCAGCCAGUGGUAGGGCCCUAUCAACGUUACACCCAACAUUCCCGCCGACACUCCGAUCUACCACCACCUCUUCCCCCGACAGCGCCCCGACGUCGUGCCUCCGAGGUGCCCCCCAGGUGUCCUCAAUCCCCAGGUAUCGUCUGUUCAAACACAGACCUGAUAUCGAUCCUGAGUUCCCUCACCUCCUCAGCAACGGAGAUAAAUCGUUGCGGCGAUGACCCACCUAGGAGUGAUUUACCCAUUCAUGAAUCAAAACCACUGGCUGAUCGUAGGCGACUCAAGGAUCGCUCCAACAGUUUUGACAUCUCGAUCCUCCAGGGGACUGAUCUUAGGGCCUCAGAUGACGGGAGUAUUCCUCCAUAUCAGGGGAGCUCCUCGUGGUUCGUCAACAGGCAUCAGCCGAUGUGGAAGAAGCAGAAAUCGAGUGAUGAAUUCAGGAGAAAUUUCCUGGGGAUUAAUGGUAAUAAGGGGGUACCUUCUGGGGAGGGGCACAGCUUUUUGUGGGACAACACCAGUGGAACUGAGAUCGAUGCUCAGGCCUUUGGAAAUGCCAUUCAAAAAUUUCUCACUGCUCAGAGGAAUGAGGGGGACAGAGCCAAGGGUAGGGGUAAGGGUAAGGGGUGGCUCCCCGGAGGGAGGGGGGAGACCAGUGAGGGCUGUGAAACCUCUAUUUGCUCGUCGUUGAAGGAUCUUUUUGUUAAGUAAUUCGAGGACUGAUAGUCUUUGCUGGUCAAAGAUUUUUUUUUGGACGCCAGGAGAUUUUUUUGACGCGGGGAUUUAAGGGGAGUUUAUUUAUUUUUUGGUAUUAUUGUCCUCCCCUUGUCGACUUCAUUACGAAGUGCCCCGCCUCAAUCGAAGAGUAAUUAAUGUCAAGUGAACUUUCACUACUUUCAAAAAGUCUUGAUGUUACCUCAUAAAGAUUAUUGAAAAACAGUAGCAAAGUGGUAAAUUGAGAUAACCCGAAUUUCCGUUAUCACGAAAAUCGAUAAAUCUCAGAAACUAUCGAUUUUAGCAGCAAAUGCAAAAUGACCUUUUUUAUCGAGAAUUUGAUGAGCAAUAAAAAAGUUCUCUAACGUUUCCCUCUGAGAUCGAUAGUUCACCGGAUAAAUCACUGAUAAAUAAAAAAUUUUCAGUGACACUUUAAUCUCUCUUUAUCGCUUCGCUACUGAAUUAAUGAUAACACAUUUAUGUAAAUAAUCCAGCUCAUGAGAUUCGGCAAUUCUGUUGUACAAAAUAUUCCGGAGAUAAAUUCGUUUAGACCUAACGAACUCAAGAACGAAUUAAAGUCCUGGAGAUGAGUUGACGUCAUUCGGUUGCUGAAUUUGUCAAUAUCGAUAAGUUAAUUAAAUAAUAAGGGUAGAAAGUAGCGAGGAUGUUUCAAGGACCAUGUUAUUCAGUGUAUAGACAAUCGAUCGAGUUAAUGGCGAAUGGAUACUGGAUAUCCUUCAGAUAUUAAAUGAUAACAAAUUUUUUUUUUCAUCCUCGAAAGUUUCAACUGAAAUCAAAUAUUAUCACGACAUUGUUUACCAAAAAGUAUCAGAAAUCGAGAGAUCCUGAACACAUGAUCCCCGUUAUCUCGGCAACGGGCAGAGAUACCCUACCCGGACAUACGACCUUUUUUCUAGGGAAUUAAAUUCUCCGGAAAAUGUUCUUAUGAGAUUUUCCUCCCGCGACGCUCGUUGCAGAGAUAAUCAGCAAGAACUCCACCCCCUCAUAUCUCGUUUCAUUACACCUGAGUAAAUUGUCGUCUGAUGAAUCCCAUUACGUUGCAAUUUGAUUCUAGUCAUUAAAUCCCAAUGUAAUUAAGAAUUUUGUUAUCUAAUUCACAAGUGACGAAUCAUUAAUGCUCUCUUAUCGGAUCUCUCCAUUCUGGUAAUGAGAAAGAACGAAUUAUAAAAAAUGAAGAGAUAAAAAUGGAACAUAGAAAAUCACCGAUGCAUACUUAUCUAUUCAAUCGAAAUGUAAAUACAUUUGACACUUCUAUGUGCUCUGGAUGUUUCUGUCUGUGACACAUGUAAAGUUAUAAACGUUAAACGCCUAUUACCUAAUGUAUUCCUAUGUCACAUGUCGCAAUGCGAAUGGAGCCUUAAUUAUAUGAUUGCAAGUGGUGAAUACAUUUUUAGUCGCUGGAUCGUACUGCGGAAUUAUCAAAAUUGUCACUGACAUUUAUUUACCGAUAUUUUACUUACCAAUAAAUUUUUAUUUCAUUAAAUAUGGAUUAAUAAAAAAUACUAGUGUCCUGAUAAUUAAUGUGUAAGGUAAUCCUGUUAUUGAACAAUAAAUCUUGAAUGUUGACAUAAAAAAUGCAUCUAUUAAUUAAUAUUCCCUUGUAAUUAUUGGAUUGAUGAUCAAUGCGUGUAAUUGCAGUAAUUUAAUUCAUCUUCAUGUUUUCAGCUUUCUGUUAUUGGAAAAAAUAAGGAAUUAAUUUAAUAAAAUCACCCAAAGUGACAUUUUUGUUUCUGAAAACAAUUUAUUAAGUAGAAAUAGGGGUAACGACGAUUGGUCGAGGGUAAUACACUCUCCAGUACUGUAUCUGGAAUGAUGUUAGCGAUGUAAUACAAGUUACACUCAAUAUUUCCAACAUUUCAUCAUCUACAGUAGAUAAAUGCCAUAUUUUUGGAAUCCAAGUGAAUUAAACUCCUUAAAAAUGUACAAAAAAUUGGUGACUGCAAUUUAACUAAUUAACAAUUAAAGAGACAGGUUCUUCACAUUUUUUUUUGUCUUAUUUCUUUACAAUAUUUUGCCUUGGAAGAGUGUAACCAUUUUUCAAUCGAAGUUGAAGGUACGAAAUUCACUUAGGAGACGCAAAUUCAAUGGAAGAGACAAAAAGUUUUUAUCAAACUUAAAGCAGUAAUUAUUUUGAAAAAAAGAAAGAUAUUGACCAUUCGACAGAUAAAUGGUGAAAUUCUGAAUUAUUGCCGGAACAAUUCACCACGUGGAAAUUAAUUUUAUU
This is a messenger RNA of Fopius arisanus, 3821 nucleotides long. RefSeq lists its product as uncharacterized. The record is from RefSeq and is a predicted model, not a curated record. NCBI's taxonomy places the organism in Eukaryota, Metazoa, Arthropoda, Insecta, Hymenoptera, Braconidae. The transcript is spliced from 5 exons. Bases 257 to 1573 code for a protein of 438 amino acids.